Setaria italica (foxtail millet) is the source of this 1452-nucleotide messenger RNA. Its product is annotated as epoxide hydrolase A. The transcript is spliced from 3 exons. NCBI's taxonomy places the organism in Eukaryota, Viridiplantae, Streptophyta, Magnoliopsida, Poales, Poaceae. Gene Ontology annotation, molecular function: hydrolase activity. Bases 145 to 1230 code for a protein of 361 amino acids. The record is from RefSeq and is a predicted model, not a curated record.
CACGCGCAUCCCCUCUCGGUGCUCGUCCCAAUCCAACAGUGCUCUCGCUGUGCCCCUUGCUCGCUCCGAUCCUGCGCGCCACCCAAGAACGCGCGCACAAACAAAAAGGCUGGUCCCGUAGCGUCAGUGCGUCACGACCUGUCCAUGGUCAUAGCCUGCCUUCGCGAGCUCUGCUCCAGCUGCUGCCCCUGGUACGAGCCCACCAGCCCAAAGACGUCGACGAUGGCACCCACCGCCGCCGCUGCCGCCGGCGACGAGGAGCAAACCGUCACCAUCACGCACCGCACCUUGGAGGUGAGCACCGGCGUGCGCCUGCACGUGGCGGAGGCCGGCCCGGCGGGGGCGCCGACGGUGCUGCUGCUCCACGGUUUCCCGGAGCUGUGGUACACCUGGCGCCACCAGAUGCGCGCGCUGGCCGCCGCGGGCUACCGCGCCGUGGCGCCGGACCUGCGCGGGUACGGCGGCUCCGACGCGCCCGCCGUGGAGGAGCCCGGCCAGUACACGGCGAUGCACGUGGUGGGCGACCUGGUGGCGCUCCUCGACGCCCUCGGGGAGAGGAAGGUGUUCGUCGCCGCGCACGACUGGGGCGCGGUCACGGCGUGGAGCCUCUGCCUGUUCCGCCCCGACCGGGUGCGCGCGCUCGUCGCGCUCAGCGUCGCCUACACGCCCCGGAGCGCCGCGCGGAGGCCCGUCGACGGGCUCAGGGCGAUCUACGGCGACGAAUACUACAUCUGCCGGAUCCAGGAGCCUGGAGCAAUUGAAGCAGAAUUUAAACGUCUUGGCACGGAGCUGGUGCUCAGAAAGUUCUUUAGUUAUCGCACCCCUGGACCGUUGAUCAUCCCCAAGACCGGGUGGGGCUCCCCAGAUGAUCAGGUACUCCUGCCGAGCUGGGUAACUGAGGAGGACCUCAACUACUACACCAGCGAAUUUGAGAGGACUGGCUUCACCGGGGGACUCAACUACUACCGUGCCCUGAAUAGGACAUGGGAGCUCACAUCAUCCUGGACUGCAUCUGAGAUAAAUGUACCAGUCAAGUUCAUCAUUGGCGACUUGGAUUUGACAUAUCAUACCCCUGGUAUACAAGAUUUCAUUCACAAGGGUGGCUUCAAGAAGUUCGUUCCACUUCUUGAUGAUGUUGUCGUUAUGAAAGAUGUUGGGCACUUCAUCAAUGAAGAAAAACCAAAGGAAGUUAGCGAGCACAUUAUCAGCUUCAUAAAGAAAUUCAAUUGAUUCGAGUUGCUUAAUGGUGGUAUCUAAUUGAAAAUUUAGAAUUGAUAUUCAGUUUGUUGUGUCGAGGAUAUAAUGCCAUGUAAAGUGCCUGUUGAAAUUGUGUCGUGUUUCUCUAAGUGGUUGGAUCUGUACAAUUCACGAAGUUUAUCUAAUAAGGAUGUUAGGGUGAUGUUAAAGGAUUAUGAAUAUGAAUAGUCCUUUGCUUUGUCCAUAAUUAUUCUA